Plutella xylostella (diamondback moth) is the source of this 2555-nucleotide messenger RNA. RefSeq lists its product as uncharacterized. Lineage: Eukaryota; Metazoa; Arthropoda; Insecta; Lepidoptera; Plutellidae. The record is from RefSeq and is a predicted model, not a curated record.
AAAAUUUUCGUGACUUUGAUCGGGCAGUGGUCGGCUCAUUCGUUGCCUGGAACUCGACAGAGAAACAGACGGUAUACUGAGUGUAUGUCAGAAGUGUUGAUACAAGUGCAAUUUUAGUGUAAAGGGUGAAUAGCCUUUUGUGAUAGGUGAAGUAGACGCAGCGUGGGCGCAGGCAGCAGUACCGCCCCGGCCUCCGCGCCGCUCGCACGACACCGCCGCACAAGCGUACAACGAACGACCCCCCACCCCCCGCCACGAUGUCUUCCGGCCCCCGCCUCGUGCACAAGCAGUUCAACUCGCCCAUCGGCCUGUACUCGCAGCAGAACAUCAAGGAGACCCUCAGCAAGCACAUCCAGGACCUGGGCAAUGGCACUGUCGGGAUUGACUUCAACAACCCUAACACGGACAAGCCGGCCAACCUCGCCAACUCCGCCGUGCUGAGGAUGCUGGAGGAGGAGGAGAGAAACCGCCGAGGAUACCCCAAGCUAGAUGAGACGCAGGUGACGGCUAUUCUGGAGACCAUGGUGAGGGUCAACCACCGCUUCGAGGGCGUGUGGCCGCCGGCGCGGGGCAUGCGGGCCGCCCGCUCCUGGGACGGCCAGCUCAAUGCCACAAACAAUGUGUACUCAGAGUUCUUGAGGGCCACCAAGGGCAAAGAUCAGAAGAAGGUGGUCUGGCCCCCUGCGCCAGAGACCAACGGCUACCACUCGCCGCAGGCCCACGCCCAGCAUAGCCCCGCGCCCGCGCAGCCCUCCCCCCCUCAGCACCAGCAGCCCCCGCAGCAGCCGCAGCAGCCGCGGGAACAGCCUCGGGAGCGCACCAUCCCGAUACAGAUCCAACGGGACCCCGCCCCGCCCCAGCACCAGCCUCCUCCUCAAUACCAACACUCCCCUCAAUACCAACCCGCUCCUCAAUACCAGCAAUCUCCCCAAUACCAACCGGCACCUCAAUACCAACCCGCCCCUCAGUACCAACCCGCUCCUCAAUACCAGCAAUCCCCGCAAUACCAACCUGCUCCCCAAUACCAACAAGCCCCGCAGCCCUCGUUCUGCGAAGGCCGGCGGCAGGAGCCGUGCGGGCUCAGCAAGCUGAUCCCAGCCUCGCCUCAGCGCCCCGGCCCCGCGUCCCCGGCGCCGCAGCCCUUCACUAAGCAGCCCGGCCGCUGGGCACCCGUCUCCCCCGUCUCCCCUCAGGCGUACGGCUCGCAGCCAAACUACCCAGCCAGCCAGCAGGACUACAGCGCGCCCCCCUUCUCGCCGCCCCCGGAGUACCAGAAGACGUUCUCUCCGCCCCCAUCCACCAUCACGCUGAGGCAGCAGCCGCCCGUGCACCAGAAGCCGCCCCCGGUGUUCGCUAGCCAGCCCGCCGCCGCGUCUUUUAACGGAGGCGUAAACAUGCGUGGAGAUCAGAAGUGGCCGCCCCAGGAGGUGCGAGAGGCCGUCGCCGCAGAGAACGAGGCGCGACGCCAGCUCGCCAAGGGACCCGCCUGCAGACCUAGGAAGCUGCGGCAGUAUGAGCUAGCCGAUCUUAUCGCCCUGAACGACGCCUAGGAGCCGACUAGUCUAGUCUGUCCAUCGUUGUGAAGAAGGACUACACGUCUUUCUUCUCUCAACACGCCCUGAACAACAACUACCCUGGCUACAGAGCGCCGCCCGGCACCCAACACUAUGAGGAACUUUCUGGAAGAUCAUCGUACUGAAUACCAUCUAGAACGCAUUCACAAAAUACCUACAAUUACUAGGGAUAGGAGCGAACUAAUGGCCGCCGCGGCCGUGGCGCCAUCUGAAACGAAACUUAUCCGCGUCGACUGCAUUUACGCCGCUGAAUAAAACAUUUCACUCAAGUGUCAGAAAAGGAAAUAAUUAAAGUUUGAGCUGGCGUGAAUGCAGUCGAAAUUCAUCUCAUUUAGUCGUUGGCUUCUCUCGGUGUCUGUAGCUCAGUUAAGUCAACAAGUACAUGUUUUCAUUGGUCAUAAAUUUGAGGAGUCUUGCACUCCUUUAAAAAGGUACUUGUGUAGACUUUAGGCGAUAAAGUCUUCAGGGCAUGUACUAGAUUGGGGCUAAAAUGCUUAUUAGUGUAUGUAUUAAUUUAACCAUUAUUUAGUUCUAAGUAUAAUUUAUAACAUAAGCAUUAAGCAUCCAGCAUAACCAUUAAUAGCAUAACUCAUACUUUAUUCGUCUAGUAAUCAUAAUACCUACGAAAUAUCGUAUUAAUUUAUACGAAUUUGCUUCCUGUGCGGCUAUUAUUAAUAAUGCGAACGUAAUCAUAUUUUAUAAAACUUUAACUAUCUAUAAUACAAAUGUAAAUACAUGUUUAUCUAUGCUCAAAAUAACAAUCGAAUUGGCAACUCAUUGUAAAGAGUUUAUUUUUAUAUAUUAAAAAGCUUUUUUAUAAAUUCUACACAUUGGCUAAGCUUAAAAGUGUACCUAGUCAUGAAGAGAUUAAUCAAAAUAUUUUGUAUAUAAUAUAUGUUCAAAUAAAUAUAUCGAUUUGGUAUUUCAUAUUAAUAUAUAAUUGUACCUACUUAUAAGAAAUAAAUUCUUUAAAAUACAUAA